UUAUAAAACUUUAAAAAACAAAAUGUCACACAAAACGGUAUAUUACUUCUCAUCUCUACUGAGAAGCUGUGCUUCUCUGUUAGCAAUCUCUCAGGCAAAGCAAACCCACACUCAAAUCAUCGUUCAUGGCUUCCUUCCCAACGUUUUCCUCCAAACGGAUCUCCUGUUAGCUUACUCCAAAUGCGGGUUUCUUCGGGACGCUCGCCAAGUGUUCGAUAAAAUGGCUAAAAGAAACAUGCAUUCAUGGAACAUUUUGAUUGCUUCUUAUGUUAGUAAUUCGAUGUAUGGUGAUGUUUUCCGUGUUUUUGGUAUGUUUCUUGAGAUGGGUUUUCGACCCGAUUACUAUACAUUGCCUCCUGUGAUUAAGUCUUGUGGAGGCGCUGGCGAAGUUUUUAUGGGGAAGUUGCUUCAUGGUUGGGUGAUAAGACUUGGGUUUGAGGAAUAUGUGAUUGUGGGUACAUCUGUUCUGGAUUUUUACGUUAAAAUUGGGGAUUUUGUUGAUGCGAAGCAGGUUUUUUCGGGUAUGUUUUGGAAGGACUCUGUUGUUUGGAAUACGAUGAUUUCAGGGUUUGGGAGGGCUGGCCUGUAUAGGGAGGCUUUGGAAUGUGUUAGGAAUAUGAAUGAGGAAGGAGUGAAGAUGGAUUCCAUGGUGAUUCCUAGUGUUUUGCAUGCAUGUGGAGGGGAUGGGGACUUGAUGAAAGGGAAGGAAAUACAUGGUCAAGUUGUUAAGAGCGUUCUUUUUGAGGGAGAUAUCGCAAUUUGGAAUUCAUUGAUUGAUAUGUAUGCAAAGUGUGGAUGUUUACAAGAUGCUGAAACAGUUUUCAGGAAUAUGCACCAUUUUAAUUUGGUAACCUGGACAACAAUGAUAUCUUGUUAUGGGAUCCAUGGAAAAGGAGAGGAUUCUUUGUUUCUUUUUAAGAAGAUGAGAGAUUGUGGAUUUGAACCUAAUUGCGUUACAUUAACUGCAGUUUUGUCUAGUUGCAGCCACUCAGGUUUCAUAGAUCAGGGUCAGAGGAUUUUCAACUCCAUAAGCUCUGAUUAUGGGUUUGAACCUAGUGUGGAGCACUAUGCUUGCAUGGUGGACCUUUUGGGUCGAUUUGGGUAUCUUGAGGAAGCACUUGCAUUGGUAAAGAAUGUAAAGUUGGAGGUGACUGCAAGUGUCUGGGGUGCCCUGCUUGCAGGUUGUUUGAUGCACAAAAAUGUUGAGAUUGGAGAAAUUGCAGCUUAUCAUCUCUUUGACUUGGAACCUAGAAAUCCUAGCAAUUAUAUAGCCUUAUGUUCUAUUUAUGAUUCUCUUUGUAUGUUGGACGGUGUCUCAAGAACUAGAAUGAUGAUGAGGAAAAUGGGUUUGACUAAAAGCCCUGGUUGCAGUUGGAUAACCAUUGCAGGGAAAACCCAUAUAUUCUUCCAAGGGGAUCAUUCUCAUCCCCUAACUCAGAUGAUAUACAAAAUAUUAGAUGAAAUCAUUAAGGAACCAAUGUUGCCUGAUGCUUGUAGACAGGGAAACAUUCUUGAUAACUGAAACAGGCCUUGUGCUCAAGAUGUUGAUGACUGGACCCCAAAGACAAAGCUGCCACAUCAAAAGGUUGAGGAUCCUGUGAACUCUUAUUGUGGGAGCCUUUCACAAUACUGUUUUUCUUGAUCUCUUCCUCAA
Pistacia vera is the source of this 1654-nucleotide messenger RNA. Its product is annotated as pentatricopeptide repeat-containing protein At5g04780, mitochondrial-like. The coding region runs from base 23 to 1522 and encodes 499 amino acids. Gene Ontology annotation, molecular function: RNA binding; protein binding. The transcript is spliced from 2 exons. Lineage: Eukaryota; Viridiplantae; Streptophyta; Magnoliopsida; Sapindales; Anacardiaceae. The record is from RefSeq and is a predicted model, not a curated record. Gene Ontology annotation, biological process: RNA modification.